UGUGUCUGUGGUGAACAGAACACCUUCAUAUACAGUCAUGUCAGACGUCGAAGAAGAGUACGAGGAGCAGGAGGCUGAAGAGGAGGUGGAGCCUGAGGAAGAGGAAGAGGAGGAUGAAGAGCAGCGGGUGGAGGUAGAGGAGGAUGAAGAGCAGCAGGUGGAGGUAGAGGAGGAUGAAGAGCAACAUGAGCACCAAGAACACCACGAUCAAGAAGUCCAGGAGGAAGAGGAAGAGCGCCCAAAACCAAAACCUUUGGUUCCCCAGCUCGCCCCUCCAAAGAUCCCCGAGGGCGACCGCGUGGAUUUUGAUGACAUCCACAGAAAGCGUAUGGAGAAAGAUUUACUGGAGCUUCACACUCUGAUCGACGUCCACUUUGACCAGAGGAAGAAAGACGAGGAGGAACUGAUCAGCCUGAAGGACCGAAUUGAGAAUCGUCGGUCGGAGAGAGCUGAGAUCCAUAGGGUCCGAACGGAGAGGGAGAAGGACCGACAGAACAGGAUCGCGGAGGAACGUCACAGAAAAGAGGACGACGAAGCCAAGAAGAAGGCAGUUGAUGAUCUCAAGAAGAAGAAAGUGCUCUCUGGCAUGGGAAACUUUGGAGGCUUCCUGGCAAAGGCGGAGACGAGGAAGGGGAAGCGUCUGACGGGUCUAGAGAUCAAGAAGAAGACUCUGGGCGAGAGACGAAAGACGCUAAAUGUUGACACCAUGAGAGAGGACGCUCUCAAGCAUGAAGCUCAGGAGAUGUGGAACAGCAUCUACCAGCUGGAGUCUGAGAAGUUCGACCACACGGAGUACAUGAAGCACCAGAAAUACGAGAUCAUCGUGCUGCUGAACAGAAUCCAACACGCUCAGAAGUUUAAGAAGAUCCUCGGCAAAGGGAAGGUGGCCGGUCGCUGGAAGUGAAGGAGGCGAAGAGGAGAAAUGGGAUUGAUCCCUAAAGCUGGAGGCAGUGAAGGCGUCUCAGUGUGUGACAGAUAUUGAAUGUUGAUAAGAUGUAUUGAUAAUAAAACGACAUGCACUC
Messenger RNA from Trematomus bernacchii (emerald rockcod), 1022 nucleotides. RefSeq names its product troponin T, slow skeletal muscle-like. The record is from RefSeq and is a predicted model, not a curated record. The transcript is spliced from 15 exons. Bases 38 to 904 code for a protein of 288 amino acids. Lineage: Eukaryota; Metazoa; Chordata; Actinopteri; Perciformes; Nototheniidae. Gene Ontology annotation, biological process: slow-twitch skeletal muscle fiber contraction; regulation of muscle contraction; sarcomere organization. Gene Ontology annotation, cellular component: troponin complex. Gene Ontology annotation, molecular function: tropomyosin binding; troponin T binding.